CAAAUGCCAUGGGUUUCACAAUUAUAAAAUCAGCUGAUGCACCUUCUCAUUAGAAAAUGCACAACAAUUUUCCCGCCACAAUUCAAACAAUGAAAUAAAUGAUACGGCGAUGAUCUGAGCAUUCCAAUGUUUCGAAAUAAGUUGACAGCCGUAUUUAACCAAUCAAAUUGACAGCUGAAGAGUCCGAUAUUAGCUGUCAUUAACGAUGAUGAUAUAAUGGUAGCAAAGAUAACGUCGUACGAUGCUAAUAUUUUUAACAGCACUUACGAUAAUAUUCGUUUGAUUGGUGAUAAGAUUUGGGAAUAUAAUCAGUCGGACCCUUAUCGCAAGCUCAAUCGUUCCCUGUGGAUAAAGAUAUCCCAGUUAUCCCGUAAUCACAACCUAAAGAAAGCGAAGCUUGUAUCGCAAGUAAUUCCCGAGUCACGAUUAUCAAAAUAUGGUAAUUAUCAUUACGAUGAUGAGCGAGAAUAUCUCUAUGUCAGAGAUAUCGAGACAUCGAUCACUCACGAGCCCAUCAGCUGUUCCAUGGAAUCAAGAGAGCCCUGGUUACAUCCAGACGUCAAGAAGUACUUCACCCGGUUGAAGUCAAAAUCCUUUCAAUCAGAGGCAUUGUUAAACGAUGAAUCGAGUGAUUCAGGAAUUAUCGAUGAUGAGUACAGGAGACACUGUCGUUUACCCUACACAAUCACCACCGCUGCUGAAUUUCAACUCAAACUUCGUAUAUCGAGUGCUAGAGUAAUCGACCUGUGGAGAAACAAUUAUCAUAAACAAUUUAUGAGUAACGAUAUCCAGAAUAGUUGUUAUGAAAGUAAUAAAGAACAACGAACCCAUCAGAUCCAUCAUCACAAACGAAUGGGGAUUGAAAACGAUAUAUUGUGUAAUGUACAGACACAUGCUAUAGUUAUAUCGAGAAAUCGAUGUAGAGAGAGAGAUUGCAAGUGUAGUGCAAAGACAUCUGUGCCAAUUCUUAGUGCUGAAGUACCAGAAUUUUUUCCAAAAGGACAACGACUGGAGGUGCAAUAUGAGUCUGUACCACUUCAGUAUUUUCCCUCUGUACCAGAGAGAAUUUACAAUCGUCCAACGUUGCCAAAUGUCACAUCUAUGUACCAAAAUCCUGGAAUUCCACUAUUGGCAACACCCAUUAUGACACCACUGAUCCGAACACCCCAAUGGUUACCAAGAAUAGCUCCACCACUGCAAAUUCAAGUGCCUGUAUGUACACUAGGACCACAGACAUUCACAACAAUUCAAUCAAUCUGUCCCAUCAUUCAUCGCCCACUUCAAUUGAAUGAAAAGAUUAAUCAUCACGAUCAAGUGACAACGACAAUUCCAGUCUAUCAACGACCACUGGACAAUUUUCAGGAGAACAGGAGAAAGACUCAGACCGUUGAUUUUAAGAAUUUAAUACUCCUGACGAAGAGCGGACUGAAGGCUAGACGAAGUCAAUCAAAACAUCCUGAGCCCUUCAAUGUAUCACCAGAGACGGGUAAUAAUCAUCAACCUGAUAAUUUACUGCAAUUUGUGGAUAAAAGGAUUCAACCAAGAAGACCCAGACACUUCAUAACAUCGACUCCUGUCGACCAAAAUUCCCGUCAUUUGGAUUGUCACCUAGAUGUUGAUGAUGUAUGCGAAUCUGCCUCAUCGAAGUGUCACCAUACCAAAAACUUCCUGACCCCCAAGCCCUAAAUUACUCCCCCUCCCCCCCUUUAAACAUAAACAACAAUCAUCUUAUGAAUUAACACCUUAUCCCUGAUACAUGUCCUCAACUACUGAUAAGUAAAUACUGAAUUCUCCAAGAAUAAACGUGACAGCUUGUUUAAUUGGACAGGAUGUAGAUUCCAGGAAAAAAAAGCCUGAAUCUACAUUUUAUAACAGCAGCUGCUUAUGCGUGACGGCUCAGAGGGGGAGAGAGAGAAGGGAACAAAAAAAAAUAUCAAAGAUAAACACAAAACCAGGCACAGGACUGAUUUUUGUUUAUGUAUGUGUGCAGAGAGGGUGAGGUGCGUGACUAGUGGGGGAUUUUAUAUGACUCCAGGUAUCAACUGGCACAUUGUGGCAACGUCGCGACAGAUUGAGUUCAGGCAGUACGUACAGGUUGCUAAGCAACCGUCCCAAGUCUGGGGAGGUCAGCAAUACGAGCCACAGCCAAGUCUCGAGCGUAUAGAAAACGAGGAUGGCUAUGUGCUGUAGAGCGGUGGGAUAUACAAAACCCGGAACCAGG
This is a messenger RNA of Diachasmimorpha longicaudata, 2221 nucleotides long. RefSeq lists its product as uncharacterized. The record is from RefSeq and is a predicted model, not a curated record. Bases 217 to 1686 code for a protein of 489 amino acids. The transcript is spliced from 4 exons. NCBI's taxonomy places the organism in Eukaryota, Metazoa, Arthropoda, Insecta, Hymenoptera, Braconidae.